Molecule: messenger RNA, 1396 nt
Organism: Arabidopsis thaliana (thale cress)
Lineage: Eukaryota; Viridiplantae; Streptophyta; Magnoliopsida; Brassicales; Brassicaceae
Product: Peroxidase superfamily protein
Exons: 3
Coding region: 161-1111 (316 amino acids)
Biological process (GO): hydrogen peroxide catabolic process; response to oxidative stress; cellular oxidant detoxification
Cellular component (GO): extracellular region
Molecular function (GO): heme binding; lactoperoxidase activity; peroxidase activity
Source: RefSeq, marked reviewed
AACUUUUCUACGUGAACAAAAAUAACCUACGUGUAAGUUAUCCUCUCUAUAAAGCCCUCAUCAAGUCUCUGAGUCCUUCAACGACUCAUAACUCAUAGCUAUAUCUUGUCUUAAAAAGAAGAAGCAAAGAGAAUUAGUGGAGUACGAUAAGCAGAGAAGUAUGUUAAAGGUGGUGUUGUUGAUGAUGAUAAUGAUGUUGGCGUCACAGUCCGAGGCUCAGCUGAACCGUGACUUUUACAAGGAAAGCUGUCCAUCAUUGUUCCUUGUCGUGAGACGAGUCGUGAAACGGGCCGUGGCCAGAGAGCCUCGCAUGGGUGCUUCUCUCCUUCGUUUGUUCUUCCAUGAUUGUUUUGUCAAUGGGUGUGACGGAUCCUUACUGUUGGAUGACACACCGUCUUUUUUGGGAGAGAAAACCUCAGGACCCAGCAAUAACUCUGUGAGGGGGUUCGAAGUGAUCGACAAAAUCAAGUUUAAGGUUGAGAAAAUGUGCCCGGGCAUCGUCUCAUGCGCAGACAUUCUAGCCAUCACUGCUCGGGACUCCGUUCUCCUCCUAGGUGGACCGGGGUGGAGCGUGAAACUUGGAAGAAGAGACUCUACGACGGCGAACUUCGCGGCCGCGAACUCCGGAGUCAUCCCUCCUCCGAUCACUACCCUUAGCAACCUCAUAAACCGUUUCAAAGCACAAGGUUUGUCCACACGUGACAUGGUCGCCCUCUCUGGUGCUCACACCAUUGGACGAGCCCAAUGUGUUACAUUCAGAAACCGAAUCUACAACGCAAGCAAUAUCGACACCUCUUUCGCCAUCUCUAAACGGAGGAACUGUCCUGCCACCAGUGGCUCCGGAGACAACAAGAAAGCCAAUCUUGACGUCCGCUCUCCCGAUAGGUUCGACCACGGCUUCUACAAGCAACUUCUGAGCAAAAAAGGUUUGCUUACGUCAGACCAAGUCCUCUUUAAUAAUGGUCCUACCGACUCGCUCGUCAUAGCUUACAGCCACAAUCUCAAUGCCUUCUACCGCGACUUUGCAAGGGCAAUGAUUAAGAUGGGAGACAUCAGCCCCCUCACCGGAUCCAAUGGUCAGAUCCGCCAAAACUGUCGGAGGCCCAACUGAAUGAUUCUCUUUUAUAUUAUCCCAAGCCCAUUGAGCUCAAUAAUCACCUCUUCGUCAACUGUUUUUUCAUGUGCAUUCCCCUUCUUCGUCAACUGUUAAAAUACAUCUUCAUUAUAUAAAAAACAAUAAACACGUAAAAGUUUGUGACUAUGCAGUUUUCCAUUAUAAAUUACUGUCUAUAUUCUCUUCUUAUUUUUUUUUUUUUUUUUUUCUCUUCUUACUUUGGCUGAUUGAAAGAAAUAAAACUUUUAAAUUUAGUUGAGUAGAUGAUUUGUUAUAAACUCU